Paramacrobiotus metropolitanus is the source of this 4806-nucleotide messenger RNA. RefSeq names its product zinc finger protein 609-like. Gene Ontology annotation, cellular component: nucleus. Gene Ontology annotation, biological process: regulation of transcription by RNA polymerase II. The transcript has 9 exons. Lineage: Eukaryota; Metazoa; Tardigrada; Eutardigrada; Parachela; Macrobiotidae. The record is from RefSeq and is a predicted model, not a curated record. Bases 463 to 4374 code for a protein of 1303 amino acids.
CAUUCAGCUGCCUGCGUGACAGCAGAUUUUGUCAUUUUGUUGAGCUCGUGCACCAUGGACUAUUGUAUGCAGUAAAUAUUACUUUACUGUAAAAUUUGGAAUAAUGGAUCCAGUUGGUAAAUUUUUCAUGUUUGUUUUGUGCGUACAAGAUUUCGAUAAUUGACAUGUAGUAUAUGCUGUGGUAUGAUUGUUAUCGGGUGGGAUUACGAAUUAUGCUGCAUAUCAUUAUCACUUUCCUUGGGAGGACUAACGGUUCUGCUGGGAUAAUAAUAAUAUUAUGAUCACAUCGUUCUGAAGCGUUGUGCAAUGUUCGGAUUUUAAACGGAAUACUCAUUUAUAUCUGAAAAUCGGCACCUGGUUUAUUAAUCUUUUAUUUUUCCUCGCAUCACUGCUUGAACUUCUGAUUAUAACUUAAGCACGAUUAGAUGUGCUUAUGGAGAAGAUAUGUAGCAAGCUGAAUUGAUGCGUUCAAGUGGAGAAUUCAUAAGUGUUCAAAGUAAGGAGUUGGUACUGCAGCAUAAAAAAGCCGAAGCAGCAGUUUUUCCGCAAGCCAGUGUUGGUGUCACGCUCGAGGCUACAUGCUUCGUGGAAAACAACAUGAAAGAGACCCAGUCUGUGCUGACAACAACAUUAGCGUCACCAAUUUCCACUAUUCUAUCCGUAACCAGUGAAUGCAAUGCAGCCGCAGCAGCAGCGAACGGUACUCUCAAUAUUCCUCUUGCAAUCAAUACAUCGACUGGCCAAACCCUGUUACCGCCGGUUACCAACAUCACUCCAAGUGCAGCGUUAAACAACAUAAAUAUUAAUAAUUUAUCCUCCGUUCCCAGCCAUCACGCCGGCACAGGCAGCAGUCGCCUAUUAGGCAGCGGCACGGUGGAAAAAAAUUGCUCCGAUUCCAACGGCAGCGAACGAGAGAGUCCUAAUAGCAGUUUCCUUAUCGAUGUUGACAGCGAUGAAUCUAAACUGUCGCCAACGGGAAGCAUGCCAGUGUCUUUGCUUGAUCCAAAUAACAAGCUCGUCCAGCCUAGUUCCGCCGUUGCACCGGCCUUAUCACUGUCCAAUCUCAGGCGUCAGGACGAACGGCUAAAACUGAAGAUAAAAAAUCCCCGCAGUAAGCCCAAUGGGCGGAGUCAACCGCUGCCCCCACCGGAAGGAGGCGGAACAGGGGCUGCCAGCCCUAACAGCCUCAGCGAAGCAACGACGAAGGUUAGCAGUAUUGCAAACGGAUUGACGAAUGGAACGGGUGGGCUGCAUAUUAAUAACAGCACUGAGCAGAGCGUGCACGAUGCCAACCAAAAUCUAACGGACAAAGGGAAAAAAAGCCGGAAACGCCCCUACGAGAAGAAAGAAAAAGCACCACGGAAACCUGCUUCAGCUAAGGGCAAAGGCGGCAAAGCAAAAACAGCUGCCACUACUGCUGCACUUAACGGCAAUGAACUGGAUUUGGAGCCACCGGCUAAAAAAAGCAAAACGGACCGGCACAGCAGUGGCAGCCAGGAUGCUGGUACGGGAACAUGCUCUGUGUCAACAUUCACGGAGCCCGACUUGAUUGGACCACUGGAGCCCGGCACACCAGUGACCCUGGAGGGCAUCGUAUGGCACGAAAGUGUCACAAAAGGGUUUGUCGUGGUGAACAUUACCUGGAGAGGUAAAACGUACAUGGGCACCUUGAUGGAUUACGCUCAGCUUGAGUGGGCACCACCGAGACACUGUGAUUCCCCGCCCAGUGAUAUUGACAGUACCCGCUCCCCUGCUAAAGAUAAGACCGUGAAGCGUAGCCGGAAUGGAGUAUUGGGAUUGACCGAGGGGGAUUUGACGUCGCAACUGCGUGGGGGAAAAACCCGACGUGGAGCGAAUUUCCAGACCCCAGCUAGUCCAGCGCGCUCGGAUGCUAGCAGCGGUAAACGAAAGGGCCGCGUACCAAAUACGACGAAGUCUUCCACUGCACCAGACAACAAUGCCCCGUCGGAUUUGUUGCCGUGCGUUACUGAUGAAGGAAAAGCCAAACGAGGUCGAAGGGCUGCCAGUGGCCCCUCCACACCGUCUUCCGAGCAGCCCACUCCGUCCAGUGCAUCCCCACCGCUCUUGGAAUGUCCGGAGGCUAACUGCAGUAAAAAGUUCCCAAACCUUAACGCACUACGCUUUCAUCAGCAGGAUCAGCACAGCCGACUUGUUGAAGACGACAGGAGCUGUGAUUCGCAACCGGAAACACGCUGCAGCAGUGAGAGUGCCAAUGCUCCCUCUCAUGCUGUGCCGCUGACGACGGAGAGCAGUAACAGCUCGCUGUUUUCGAAAUCCGAUAUGGACAGCCUUACUGCCAUGCAACUGCAGCUUGUCAGUGCCACGACACAUCAGCCGGCCAAACCUGAUGCUUCCAAAGCCGUACUUCCGGAAAUAACACCAACAUCCAACACCAAUGCGAUGCCGAUUUCCGUCCCAUCAGCCACCGUUGCCACUCUUCAGAACCCGUCAGUAUCUUCAGAUCCUGCCUUGAAAGCGGUUUUGGAACCUACUCUCGCUGCUCCUUUAUCGAACAGUGAUAAUGCGGCGCGUGGUGAAGACAGCGUAGAAACCGACAACAAGGCCGAUAAGCAGCGAAAUAGCGGGCGAAGAAAACAAUCCAGACCUUGCCUUAGCGAGCAGAAAGGCUCCACGACAAAGGAAAAUACCACAGUCUCAGAAAAAAAUAACCGGCCUUCGGAGACGUCUGUGUUGGAUGUGCUUCGUGGAAAAAAACCGGCCGCGGAUCUUUUAGAGCCAGUGAAGAAGCAGAGCAAAGUUGGCUCAUCGGGUUCAAAGCCGGAUGCAUCUUAUGAUUCUGAUUCAUCUGAAAGCGCUCUGACGGAGGAGCAGGCGAGGAACAUAGUAACUGCGAAACUCGAUCCGACGAUGCUGGACACUCUGAAGUCAUUGGGCAUUCGUCCUUUUGGUGUCUCCAGCAGCAUUUCCGCUGAAGUGAAUAAUCCGGCCGUUAAAACAGCUGUUGCCAUGUGCCAGAAACUGGGGAACCGAAUUCGCGAUCCGGAAAUCCCACACACGUCGGCCAAGAACGCUUCUCUGAAUCGUCCACUGGAUCUCAAGAUAACCCCCUCCGCUGCUCCUACCUCGCCUUUGGUGACCACAGUAAAAACGCAGGAACACCCGGAACGCACAGAAUCUGCUUACUCUGAUAUAUCGGACGACGGGGAUGACGUGAAGCCGGAUAAGGAUAUCGAAAUGCCGUCGGUCCCCACCACACCCAUCUCGUCAGCUUCCGACAGACCGCCUUAUCUUGGAUUUUUUCCAUCGUCGCCGUUUUUGCUGCAGGGCUUAGGGGAACCGGAUGGGAAGCGGAGUAGCCCUUCUGAACUGCCGAAAAAGAUGCCGUUUGCGCCUUAUGUUUAUGGUGGUCUUCCAAUAGCGUCUCCGGAUCACUUUGCCAACAGUGGAUUGACUUUCCCGAACAUUCUGGAGUUUCCGCCAAACAGAUCCGAAGCAGACAGCAAAGCACGGCCAACCGAUCCCGGCGCCGAUGCCGGACCGUCCGGUUCGGCAGUUAAGACUCCUGGACGGUCUACCGAAGCGAAGGCAAUUAAAGAGGAAACUGUUAAAGGAGAUAAAGGCGAAGGGAAGUGCAAAUCUCCUUCUGUGAAGGAGACGUCGAAGGUGCCGCUGGAGGCCAAAAACGAGCCCGUAAAGCCCAAAGAGGAAAUGGCGAAGGCUGUUAGUCCAGUGGCGAACAAGUUACCGCCUGCGAAUCCGCCCUUAUACGCACAGCCACCGUAUCUCCCGCCGCCGGGUUUCCGGCCCGGAAUGCCACCGGGUGGUUACCCACCACCCAAUCAUCCCCUAUACAUGGGACCGCGACCACUCUUCCCUCAGGAUCAGAUGCAGUUCUUGAAUAUGAUGUACGGAUACGGAAUGCAGAGAGGCGGUCCCAUGCCGCCGGGAAUGCCGCCGCUGGGUGAGCCUCUACCGUACGACUUACAGCAGAGGCUUUAUUCGCCCGGGCAGUUUACGCAUAAAAUUCAUGAACUCACGGCGACCAAAGAAGGAAAUAACAAAAAUACGCCCCCGACAUCUGCGUCGUCGAUUCUUUCUGAAAACAAGAAACCUGUGAUGCAGUCGCAAGAAAAUGUUAAAAAGGCUGGAGAAGCUCCAGCGGUAAAAGGGAGUCGACCAGUUAAAACCGGUUUGGCGGAUGGUCGAUUGGAUAGAGUUAAUCUCGAGCAAGCGUCUUCCCAGUCACGACGGGGUGCAGGGCCGCAUCCCUCCGGUGCAUCUGCUUCUGCGCUUGGGCCGGAUGUUCCCGCUGCACACACAGUUGAUUCUCAUCAGGCAUUCGCCUCACAAAAGCCUCCAACUUUGCAUUUACCUUCCAGUAAUUCCAACUGAGAAUUACCCUCCGAACAAUGCCAACCGGCUUUCCGCGUGAUAUGCGCGCCGCAGAUACAUCACCCAGAUGUUCCGCUGCAGAAGCUUGUGGCAUUGUGUGAAUAUAGUUGCUGUAUAUGCGUUGACUGAUUAAAGCAUUGUGGUAUAACUGCAAAUUCUAUUUGUUGGCUAAUUUUAAAAAUAAUGCUCUUGCGUUAUGUUUUGUCGUUGGCUUUGACGCGAUUAUAUAAGGCAUUCGGUAGAUGUGGUUUCAGUUUUUGCAAGGCUUUUGUGAUACGUCAUCAGACCAAACGGAAACGUGUUGUUUCGCACGUUUUUUACAUCUUUAACUGUGCGAAUUGUUUUUGCAUUAAGUAAUCAAAGUUUUUGUUGUUUUAUUUAGUGUUAUCCGUCACUAAACGCAAAUAAAUAUGAUUUACGAACUUCGCGUAC